Molecule: messenger RNA, 915 nt
Organism: Acanthoscelides obtectus
Lineage: Eukaryota; Metazoa; Arthropoda; Insecta; Coleoptera; Chrysomelidae
Source: the annotation of a GenBank genome assembly
ACUUGACAGAUGCGCGCGCAUGUUCAAAAUGGCGAGCGAAUUGUUCAUAAAUCGCUGUCAUUUUUAAAUCUACGAAAAUCACCUUGUAUAAAUGGCGUAAAUCGCGGAUCCUGUAUUUCUUGUAAAUUGUACAUAGUUCGUUGUAUAGUUAGUGAUAAUAUUUUGUGUUGUGGUUAUGCUGCAUAGUGUAAAAAAUCGCGACUGAUACUUUGUGUUUGUGUACAGUGAAAAUUAACAAAGCCGACGCCGAGACGUACAGAACAUUGGAUUUCUCCGAGUGUAAGAUUUGUUUGUGCAAGAGGAAGUCGCAAACUUAGCACAGUGACACCAAUGAAGUGGCUAGGUACUGGGGAGGGAGAUGGUAUAAUAAAAGUUGAAAUGGACAGGGGCCAGCACCGUUCUCAAGACGACGCUGCCGUUGGUUACGUUUUUCAAAGGCCCCCUGAUCCUGACUUCAACAGUUUUGGUCCCAAACCGAUUCGCUGGGCCCCAGGGGAUGACAGCAUCAUCGAAAACCACGAUAAGUGGAAGUACCCGCCUCCCCCACCAGCGCCUCAACAACAGCAUCAACCGAUGCCGGGUGGAUUGCCUAAAUUACCCGGUGAGCCACUUGCGCCUCUUGGAGCCGGCUCCUAUAUGGCCAUCAACCCCUACGAGAUGACCGGACUCGGCGGAGCUAAGCCGGAGCAUCUGGUGUACAUGGGCGGCAUGCAGUAUCUGGGGCAGCCGGCAGCCGGGCAGCUCAUUGCGGGCGGCGUGCAAGGGCAGCAGCUGCAGCCGAGGUUGGCGCAACCACAGGUAGGAUGUUUCUCUAUUCUCGCGUCCGAUGCGUAUUUCGUCCUCUACCCGGACAUUCCGUUAAUGGAGGUGGGUUUACGACAGGAAGCCUUAGUACUCGAGAGGAUAAUAAAAUAA